AAGGGCGAAGUGACCCUAAAAGUCCACAUAGCGCGGCCUCGCAAGUGUGCGCAGCCGCAAACCCAAGAGAAACACUGCGGAUUUAAAACACACAGUAACGUCAUCCAGCAGGUUAGGAAUGGGAAGCAGCCACAGAUCAGCUGGACUAUUUUUUCUAAAACAGAUGACAUGAAUUCACCGUUACAACCUUUCUUCAUGAGUAACAAAGCAUUUAUUACUGAGACACAGCUGUUAUAAAGGUGUUGGAGGAAGAAGAAAUGCUAUAUUUCAGAAAUUGACUGAAUUAAAUAAAGACAAAGUCAAAUAAAGUAAUAAAUUAAGCAACAUGUCAAAAUAAAAAUCCAACAAAGAUGUACUUUUAUUUACAAGCGGUCAACAAACACCAUGUAGGCCUACACUUGUUUACGUUGCUCAUUUUAGUUACACAUGUGAAUGGAGUGGAAUAAAAUAGAUAGCCUUUAUUUACCUUUUUUAACAAAAAGAAAAUGCACCAAGAACUACAUAGCACGAAUGUCACACAAAGCUUUCCUAUCAUUUUGCCCAAGGAAGCAAAAGUCAAUAUUUAGAGCUCAUUGCAGGGGGCCUAACAUACAAAUAAUUUGGGCAUGAAUGCAUAGAGAAGCAAACUGGAUCAGGCAGCGCCAGAUUUAGGAUUAUUUGAGUUCCAGGGCUAAAGUUGUUUUUGGUACCCUAUUCCCACACAAAGUUUGUUUCAUGCAUGCAAAUUGAAACCAAUUACCACAACAUGUAAGGAACUUCAUCGGUCAUAUGUUUAUUUCCUGUAUAUGUAGUUCCGCCCAUGGAAAACAAUCCAAAUCCAAUUUUUUUUCUGCCAAUGGUGAACGGCCUUUGGUGGAUCACGUCCACCGAUCCAUUUUCCUAACAGGUGUGACACCAUUAAAUGGGAAAUAAACAGGCUUUCAAACAUCAUUAUAAGGUUUGUUGCAUUGUUACAAAGAAAUAAUCUUCAAUAAUAACACCAAUUUGAUUGCUUUGCAAAUCAAAAGUAAUAAUUUUAGGCCUUUUGCAAAAAGGCAUUCUAAUUAAGCCAUGCCUAUAUGCGGCAGACAGUAAAAGGCACCAAAAAACAAACAUGGCGGCUUGUAGCAAACUAAAAGCUAGAACUGGUUACAUGCUUGGGGUUCAGAAUGAGGUUUAUGUCUCUGAUAACGUUUUUUUUUAAAAAGUGAAUUGGACAUCUUUACAAAAUUCCAACAAAUCCACAUACCUCACAGUGAACUUGCCUGAUCAGUUUUCUUUAGAAACGUAAGAAAUACAAUGUUUACAAAACAUCCAUGCCUUAAAGAAAAUUAUAAAUUGACUUUAAAACAUGUAGCAUACAAAUAAAGUGUCUAUUGAAUUGUCCAUUUUCAUUUCUCCCCCGGUUUUUGACAGUAAGGCGAAUUGUGCCCUUGCAAGACUUUAAUUAUGACUUUUAGUUAAUUGCGCAAAAUAUGAUUCAGUAUACAUUUGGGCUUACAUUUUGGGCCAUAAAAAUUAAAUUUGUUCCCGUGUAGUUUUGAAACGCAUUUAAAUAAAGGUAGGAACCAUCCCUGCUUACCAGAAUAUCUUUUUGCAAGUAUGAAAUACAGGACUACACCGGGGAUCUCAACGUCUAAAUUGUUUGCAUUACAGCAUUUAGCGAUGGCUUUCAAAGCGUGAUAAUGUUAUCUCACGUUCUGAAGAAUGAAGGUUGUUCAUGCAGUGCUCUUUCAGCAAUCUGAAAUCCCAGAAUCACAGCAUUCAAGCAUAGGCUUGCCCUUAACAUAGCUCUAAGAUUCCUGCAGAUUACUGGAAAGACUAAACCUAUGAGCAUAGAGACAAAGAUAAGCAAAAGCCCCCUGAGUGUAUUUUUUUAAAGGAUAGCUAAAAGAUUUUGUCGUGUAUUUCUGCAAAACCAGGAACCCACAUAGUCACAAUUGCAAUCAGUUGCUGGCAUCUCCUUUUUAAAGUCGGGUCAUUUCUCUCUAGACGACCCCUGUCAGAGGAGCUGCAGAGAGUCGAAGCUCAGGUUCUAGAUUUUGUGCCCAGGACAACUACUAGUGGUGCACUCUAGAAAAAUAUUGCUUAUAUGAAAGAGUGGCCAAAAGUCAUUGUUGAAAGAAAGAUAAAAGUCUCGUUUGUGGCACCAUCACGCGGUGAGAGUUCUUUAGUUCAACCAAAUCAUUGAAGAAGCUGCUCAGUGUUUUCCAGAAGAUGGAUUGAGCUAAAUACAGGGGCAAUCCUGAAAAAAAACUGUUAGUAGCUAUGAAAUCCUUCAGAUUGAGGCAUAGGUUGAAUACAGAUAGGAUCGAAGCGUAUUCUUGUGUUGAAAUAGCUCAGUAAAAGUCCAGACUUAAAUAAGCCUGAGUAUACCUAGUACUGGGAGGCCAAGCUUGUGCUUGGAACUCUGUUUUAACCGUUUUAAACAGAAGCUGAAUAGCCCGUCGACGCAAAGAGCAAACCCCAGAGGGCAUUUCAAAGGUUUGCCUGUGGAAGCCCGAAGUUAAUGUCAGACAUUCUGACGCACAGAUCGGUUCAUCGGUUUCCAUUAAGCUUCUCGGGUUUUCUGGGCAGAUCCUUGCUUGUGCUAGAUCAAGGAGGUAAAUGGUUGGCUCGGUGUUGCCUUGCCUCCUCUUUCAAGACGCUGGUCCUCUUCCCGUGGGGCGUACAGUGAUCCAUCGAUCUGCUUUGAGGCACCGCCAGACGACGUGAUCUCUACCAUUUACACUUAGGUGAUGAAGCUGGGCAACAUGGGCAAUAAAAAGGGGGGCUGUAAACACCGUCAGUCCCUGCUUGGUUGGGAUGGAGUGAGGAAUCAUCAUAGUCUACAUCACCAGAAUGCCAUCCGCUGAUCUCAUCCUGGUGACCACCAUCUCUCUGGCCUUCAUUAUUUCACUGGCUUCUGGUGCCACAUAUUGGCCCAAACCUCAAAACGCCAACAAGCCUCCUAAAACUGGGACCAGUGGCCUGGGCGGGGGAGGGCGGUAUGGACAGAUCCCUACGAAAACGCCCUCUCCUUCCAACAGCCUCUACACAGAAGACACUACAGGGAUUAUGACGGACGCAUACUCCCUGCCCCCAACAGACAGCAGCCCCUUCAACAGUGACACCUACGUGACCGACUACCACAUUGAUGCAAUCGCCCCCCCUGGAAAAACCCAUGGCAAUUACACUUUUGACUACAAUGAAUGCUUCUUCAACGUUUGUGAGUGCUGCCCUCCAGAAAAAGGUCCCAAAGGACCAGCUGGCGAGAGAGGGCCUCCAGGGCCACCAGGGGAACGGGGCCCUCCGGGGUUGCCAGGAGAAAAGGGAGAGACUGGACCCCAGGGGUCUCCUGGACGAGCCGGGCUACCUGGACUCAGUGGAUUAAACGGCGAGAAAGGUGUAAAAGGCGACCAAGGACCAGCGGGUCAACCGGGUUCAUCUGGAAUCCCAGGGAAAGCUGGAGAGAAAGGUGAUUUGGGCCCCAAAGGAGAGAAAGGUGAAAAAGGGAUCAAUGGACUGAAAGGAGACCCAGGAGUAAAAGGCGAGCCUGGCCACAACGGGACUAAGGGCACCAUUGGUCCCGUGGGUCCCCCGGGGACAGCUGGGACAAAGGGUCAGAAAGGUGAACAGGGACGUUUGGGAGAAUGUUUAGUUGGGGAGACAGGACAGAAAGGUGAUCUCGGUGAUCCUGGCCCCCCUGGUCCGAAGGGUGAGAUGGGCCCUCCGGGAGCAAACGGGACCGAUGGUUCCAAAGGAGAAGCGGGGCCACCGGGAGAGAAGGGGGACCCUGGCACAAGAGGUCCCCCGGGUGCAAGAGGAGUGGCGGGAGUGAGGGGGGAAAGGGGAGCUAAAGGCAUACGUGGUCCUCGGGGGCCAAAAGGAGAUCCAGGUGAGAGUUUGCAGCCGGUUCGCUCUGCUUUUAGCGUGGGCUUGUUCCCAAGCCGGUCAUUUCCUCCACCUGGGCUGCCUGUGAAGUUUGAUAAGGUCUUUUACAAUGGGGACGGGCACUGGGACACAGCGCUCCACAAGUUCAACGUCACGCACUCAGGAGUCUACUUACUCACAUAUCACAUCACUGUGCGCAACCGGCCCCUGCGGGUUGCCCUGGUGGUCAACGGGGUGCGUAAAGUGAGGACCCGGGACUCCCUUUACGGCCAGGACAUCGAUCAGGCUUCCAACCUGGUGCUGAUGCAGCUCAGCGAGGGCGACCAGGUGUGGCUGGAGACCCUGAGAGACUGGAAUGGGGUUUACUCCAGCAGCGAGGAUGACAGCACCUUCUCCGGCUACCUGAUUUACCCAGACUUACCUAUGAAAGCAAACUCUAUGAGAAACAUUUGAAUACAACUUCUAGUUUGUUUUUGUUUAUUUUGUUUUUUUAUUUUUUUGCUUGCUUCCUUUCCAACUACUGUGCUUGUAGAUGCUAAACCCUCACAUUAUUUCAUGUGUCUGUAAAAAUGUCGCUGCUUAGAAUUCCUCUUUUUUUUUUAGUUGUGCUGAUCGAACCAAGCACUUUGCAUGCUUUUUUUGCAUUAGGACAUUGAGAGAGCAAUGUUUUUAUCUUCUUGGUAGAAAUGCAUUAAAAUUACACUACUUGAAAAACAUCUUGCGUUUGGAUUUUCAUUUUUCUGAGAGAGUCAGCAUUAAAUUCCUAACAGAUUUAAAAUUUCAGUAGGAAAAUCUCAUAAUUUCUUGAGAGGAUUAAGAUGAAACAAAAAACCUGAUUACCACUAGAGGGCAUACUAUGCUCAAAUUUUGCAGAAGAAUUACUGGAGACGAAAAGGUUGCAUGGCGCUUGUAUUUUUUUUUUUUUUUUAAAGAGCAAAAUAGGUUGCAGGCAGAGGCUAGAAACACGUUAUGCCUAUCUUUGACAGCAGACUGCUGUCUAGCUACUCAAAACAAUGGAAAUUGAUGUAAAAAAAUUAGGUCACCGACUGUCUGCAAAUAGGAGGUCAAUACUCCAGUCGUAAUGCUAUUCAAAGAAAUCGAUGAGACACUGGACAUGUCAUUUGUGUUUCCUGGGUUCUCACAGACCUGCUCUCCCCACACUCUCACGCUAGUUCAGUCUAAUUACCUUCGCCUGAAUUAAUUGGAAAUAUACGUUUUAAUAAUAUACAGCUUG
Messenger RNA from Fundulus heteroclitus (mummichog), 5086 nucleotides. RefSeq names its product otolin 1a (gene otol1a). Gene Ontology annotation, molecular function: protein binding. Lineage: Eukaryota; Metazoa; Chordata; Actinopteri; Cyprinodontiformes; Fundulidae. The record is from RefSeq and is a predicted model, not a curated record. The transcript is spliced from 6 exons. The coding region runs from base 2821 to 4305 and encodes 494 amino acids.